Molecule: messenger RNA, 1620 nt
Organism: Cyprinus carpio (common carp)
Lineage: Eukaryota; Metazoa; Chordata; Actinopteri; Cypriniformes; Cyprinidae
Product: four and a half LIM domains protein 1-like
Biological process (GO): muscle organ development
Molecular function (GO): transmembrane transporter binding
Source: RefSeq, a predicted model, not a curated record
AUUUAUAUUUAUGAGCUAAGACUUCUCGACAGCCCACCAACGCGAACCCACACCAAGUGCUAAACACUUUGAAACUUUGCUGUGGCGGCAGAGGACAGGACACUUGUUAGAGCACCGUAUCCCCCAGAAAAGCUUUUCACUGGGUUUAUUGGGUGACUAUGGCAGCCCGUUCCAACUGUUUUUAUUGUCGCGAGGAUCUCAGUGGAAAGAAAUUUGUGAGGAAAGACGAGAAACAAGUCUGCGUGCGAUGCUUCGACAAGUUCUGCGCCAACACCUGCGUGGAGUGUCGACGGCCAAUCAGCACCGACUCCAAGGUGUUUAUUGUUAAUGGUAAGUUGUUGCACUCGGAUUGUUUCCGAUGUGCCAAGUGCUAUAAAAAUCUGGCCAAGGAGUCUUUCACCUCCAAAGAUGACAGGAUCCUGUGUGGGACGUGUAGCUCACGUGAGGAUGCCCCUCGCUGCCAUGGCUGCUACAAGCCCAUACUGGCAGGCACUGAGAAUGUGGAAUACAAAGGCAACUCAUGGCAUGAUGAGUGUUUCAUCUGCUAUCAGUGUCAAAAGCCAAUCGGCUCCAAAAGUUUCAUAGCAAAGAACAACAACAUCUACUGCAACCUUUGCCACGAGAAGAAAUUUGCCAAACAAUGCGCUUGCUGUAAGAAGCCCAUUACCACAGGAGGUGUGAAUUACCAGGACCAGCCGUGGCAUUCUGAGUGCUUUGUGUGCUCCUCCUGCCGAAAGCCCCUGGCUGGCACCAGCUUCACCUCCCAUGAGGAAAAGGUCUACUGUGUGGACUGCUACAAAAGCACUGUGGCCAAAAAAUGCAGCAGCUGCCAGAAUCCCAUUACAGGAUUUGGCAAGGCUACGAACGUGGUGAACUAUGAGGGUGGCUCUUGGCAUGAUUACUGCUUUAACUGUAAGAAGUGCUCCCUUAACCUGGCAGAGAAGCGAUUCGUCGCUCGCAAUGGAGACAUAUACUGCUCUGACUGCUCCGAGAAACUGUAAACGCCUGAUGACCGCGGAGAACAGAAGAGUGAGAUUACUCAAGAAAAAUAUCAGCAUUCAUUUGAAUUUAUACAAAAGUGCCACAUAAAUAUGUUGAAGUAUUGACAAAGGCUUCUGUUAUGUUGGUUCUGGCUUCUUCAUGAAGGGAGUUUGAUAUUUCCUGUGAGGAACGUUAGGUUUACCUAAAGAGGCUUUGAUGGGAAAAUGUAUCCUCUCUUUCCAAAGCCUAUUUGUCUCAGGAAAGUAGUAAGACAGGAUGAAAGAUGGAGGUGUGUAUUAAGAAGGUGAAGUCUGUCGUUUGAGAUGUAUUACUGGUAAAUUUGUGUUUCAAAUAAUGUUUCAAAAUGAAGCUUUGGGUUGAUCAUUUUUAAACAUUAACAGCUUGUAAUCAUAGACGCUGAACUUUUCAAUACUGUGUUUCUGUAUCUUUUAGAUUGCUUCCUUGGAAUUUGAAAUACUAAUUGUACAAUUUAUCAUUUUCGUAUAAAAAUGUGUAUGUCUUUCUCCUUACAAACACAUUCUGCUUAAUGAAUUUAACAUGACAAUUAUGUUAUUUUAGUUGCCUUUGUAUGAUCUGAGAAAAAAUAAAGUUGGGAGGCUGUCCUUUGCAUUCUUUAAA